GGCUCCAGGGGUCAGCAGAGUCUUGCUCUCUGUUAGAAAAGAGAGAGCAGUCUUUGGAUUUAACCCUGCUAAAGAAGUCACUCCAAUGCACUCUGGGGAAGCUGGAGAAGAGCAAGCUGAAACAGUUUAAGAGUAAUCUAAGUCAGAAUUACCCAGAAUACUUUCAGAGUAGCCUGGAGCACCUUGAGGUCCCGGAUGUUGUUGAGAGGAUGCUGAAGAGUUGUGGCAGAGAUAGAUCUCUGAAGAUUACACUACAUAUACUGAGGAACAUGAAUGAGAAGGACUUGACUGAAUCACUUGAGAGUGAUGACUGGAAGAAUACCUCCAUAAUAAGAGACCAACAGAAACUGAAAAGUUCUCUGAACAAGAAGCAUGAAAGCAUAUGUCUAGGUUUAGCAAAACAGGGACACACAGUCCUCCUCAGUGAUACCUAUACAGAACUCUACAUCACCGAAGGGGGAGGUGGGUGGGUCAGCAAUGAGCAUGAGGUGAGACAGAUUGAGGCAGCGUACAAGAGACAGACCAUACAUGAAACUCCCAUUCUCUGCAACGAUAUCUUUAAACCUUUACCUGGUCAAGGAAAGAAGAUCAGAACAGUACUGACAAAAGGCAUCGCUGGCAUUGGAAAAACUGUCUGUGUCCAGAAGUUCAUUCUUGACUGGGCAGAAGGAAAAGCCAAUCAGGAUGUUCAUUUUAUCUUCCCCCUUCCUUUUCGAGAUCUGAAUUUGAAGAGGGAGAAGGAAUUCAGUCUAAUGCAACUUCUCCAGCAUUAUCUUCCAGAAGUAAAACAGAUUAGUAAUGUUCAACAUGAUGAUGUCAAAGUUGUGCUCAUCUUUGAUGGUCUGGAUGAGUGUCGACUUCCUCUAGAUUUUCAGAACAAUCAGAUCCUCUGUGAUGCAACAAAAUCAACAUCAGUGGAUGUGCUACUGACAAACCUCAUCAAGGGGAAUCUGCUUCCCUCAGCGCUCAUCUGGAUCACCUCACGACCAACAUCAGCCAAUCAGAUCCCUCCUGAGUGUAUCCAUCAGGUGACAGAGAUACGAGGGUUCAAUGAUGCACGAAAGGAGGAGUACUUCAUGAAGAGAUUUGCAGAUCAGAACCUGGCCAGCAGAAUUAUCUCACACAUCAAGUCAUCCAGGAGUCUGUACAUCAUGUGUCACAUACCAGUCUUCUGUUGGAUUUCCGCUGCUGUCCUGGAGAGAAUACUGAGUGAAUCAGACAGUGGAGAAAUCCCCAAAACUCUGACUGAAAUGUACACAUACUUCCUUCUCCUCCAGACUAAUGUGAAGAAUCAGAAGUAUCAUGAUACCAAUGAGACAAACCCAAAGAAGAUUCCAGAGUCAGAUGCAGAAAUGAUCCUGAAACUGGGGAAGCUGGCUUUUCAACAGCUGAAAAAGGGCAAUCUGAUAUUCUAUGAGGAGGACUUGAGGGAUGCUGGCAUUGAUGUCAGUGAGGCCUCAGUGUACUCUGGGAUUUGCACAGAAAUCUUCAAGGAAGAGUAUGGGUAUUAUCAGGAGAAGGUCUACUGCUUUGUGCAUCUAACCAUUCAGGAGUAUCUGGCUGCCUUGUUUGUUCUUCAUUCAUCUGUAUACGAGAACAGAAAUGCACUCCGCGCAGAGAAAGCAAGAACUCAGGGUCAGAGAAUUCAGUUGUCAGAGGUACACAGAAGUGCAGUGGAUCAGGCCUUAGAGAGUAAGAAUGGACACCUGGACCUUUUCCUCCGAUUCCUUCUUGGCCUUUCAGUGGACUCCAAUCAGACCCUCCUAGGAGGAAUACUGACACAGACAGGAGGUAUAUCACAUGUACCAGACCCACUGACACAGACAGAAUGCAGAUCACAUGACAUUGAGGAAACGGUGAAGUACAUUAAGGGGAAGAUCAGAGAGGAAUCUUCAGCAGAGAGGACCAUCAAUCUGUUCCACUGUCUGAAUGAAAUGAAUGACAGCUCUCUGGUGGAGGAAAUCCAGACUCCCCUAAAAUCAGGAACACUUUCUGGCAAAAGGCUGGAACCACACCAAUGUUCAGCCCUGGCCUUUGUGUAUCUGGUGUCAGAGGAGGUCCUGGAUGUGUUUGACUUGAAGGUGUACAACACAUCACCCGCUGGUCAGCAGAGAUUGUUGCCGGUAGUCCAGUACUGCAGGAAGGCCAUACUGGACUGUUGUAACCUUACAGAGAAGUCAUGUGACAUUGUGGCCUCAGCUCUGCAGUCAGUCCCCUCACACCUGAUAGAGCUGGACCUCAGCUGCAAUAACCUGGGAGAUUCACGACUGAAGCUGCUCUCUGCUGGGCUCAUGAGUCCAAAGUGUAAACUACAAAGAUUGGACCUUGGCUGCAAUAGCUUUGGUGAUUCAGGAGUGAAAUUGCUCUGUUCUGGGCUGAGUCCGGACUGUAAACUACAGAGACUGGGGCUGUCAAACUGUCAAAUCAAAGAAAGAGGCUGUGUUUCCCUGGCUUCGGUGCUGUGUUCAAACCCCUCAUACCUGACAGAGCUGGAUCUGAGCUACAAUCACCUUGGGCAAUCUGGAGCUACAGCUCUCUGUGCUGGACUGAAGGACCCCAGCUGUAAAGUGGAGACACUACUCUUGAGGCAGAGUAAUCUCACAGAGAGCUGCUGUAUGGACCUAGCCUCAGUGCUGCGUUCACCCCACUCAGAGCUGAGAGAUCUGGAGUUGAGGGACAAUAACCUGCAGGAUUCAGGAGUGAGAGCUCUCUCUGCUGGGCUGGAGGACCCACACUGUAAACUGCAGAAACUAGGGCUGUCAGGCUGUCAAGUCACAGAGAAAGGCUGUGCUUCUCUGGCUUCUGCUCUGCAUUCAAACCCCUCCCACCUGAGAGAGCUGGAUCUGAGCUACAAUCACCCAGGAGACUCAGGAGUGAGAGCGCUCUCUGCAGUACUGGAGGACCCCAGCUGUAAACUGGAGACACUGCAUGUGGACCAUGGAGGAGAGAGCAGGAACAAACCAGGACUGCAGAAAUAUGCCUGUCAGCUCACAUUGGACCCCAACACAGCACACAGGAAUCUAUCUCUGUCUGAGGGUCACAGGAGGGUGACAUGGGAGAUGGAAGACCAGUCAUGUUCUGAUCACCCAGAGAGAUUUGACCAGAAGCCCCAAGUGCUGUGCAGAGAGGGUCUGUCAGGACGCAAUUACUGGGAGGUUGAGUGGAAAGGGGGUGGACUAGAAAUAGGAAUGGCAUAUAAAGAAAUCAGCAGGAAAGGACAGAGUGAUGACUGUGAACUUGGACAUAAUAAGAAGUCCUGGAGUCUGUCCUACAAUAAAGGCCUUUACACUGUUUGUCACAAUAGGAAGAGCACAGACAUAAAACCCUUCACCCUUCCCUCUAACAAAGUGGGAGUCUAUCUGGACUGGCCAGCUGGCACUCUGUCCUUCUACAGCAUCUCCUCUGACACAGUGACCCUCCUGUACACGUUCCACGCCAAGUUCACUGAGCCCCUCUAUCCGGGGUUUUAUGUUUGGGCUCAGUCCUCAGUGUCCCUGUGCCAGGUAGAGUAGAGGUAUUUAUAGAUGCACUCAUGUCUCCACAAGGAACAUACUUGUAUCAACCACACACACACACAAAUAUACCCACAAGCACACAAAGAGAUUCUCACACAAACAUAUAAAUAUGUAGACACGUAUGUACCCUAUAUGUACGGAUUCAUAAUUAGCCACUCGUACACAAAAUUCGAUUUAUAAAUCUUGCUGUAUGAUUUUGCUAAUAUUUCACUACUUUUAGCCGAUUACAAAUGUUUGUCAUUCUCAAGCCCAUUCUUAGGCCCUGCUGAAAGAGUGCUAAAAUCUGGUGCAGUUACCUAAUACAGGGUGCCAUGUUCUACAUUAUUAUUUUGAGACCAGACAAACAGGAAAAAAUGAGAGCUGUUUUAUAGGGUUUGUAUGACAGCAGUGUGAUUGUUAGCUUUGGGGUGUGGAUUUGUGCAAUUGCUUUGUUCAGCGCAAUACUGAACGCAAUACCACAGGGUGAAAGGUAUUUUUAAUGCAUACUGUGACGGAGCGACAUUCUUACCGUCACUAAAAAUAGCGCUUAUGGGUGCGAUAGAUAUUAAUGCGAGUGCUACUUUUAAAUAAUGGACUAUUUACUUUUUACUUUCGCUUUCUAAUGAAUGUUUGGUAUCGGCAAUGUUGCGAAAAUAUUGUCUGGGUCGUUUGUAAAUGUGCCGCGGUAUGGACUGUUUAAAAUAACGCGGAAACAACUGGAGAGAGUGAGAUAAAUCUUUUAAUGGACAUUACGAGUUGAGUGGAGGAGAUCACGGGUGUAAUGGCAUGAUGCGCGCUGUGCCAUCAGCCCAGGUCUUCACACACAAUGAGGACGG
Messenger RNA from Megalops cyprinoides (Indo-Pacific tarpon), 4330 nucleotides. Its product is annotated as protein NLRC3-like. Gene Ontology annotation, molecular function: protein binding. The record is from RefSeq and is a predicted model, not a curated record. The coding region runs from base 210 to 3512 and encodes 1100 amino acids. The transcript has 9 exons. Lineage: Eukaryota; Metazoa; Chordata; Actinopteri; Elopiformes; Megalopidae.